Messenger RNA from Marasmius oreades (fairy-ring Marasmius), 651 nucleotides. RefSeq lists its product as uncharacterized. The record is from RefSeq and is a predicted model, not a curated record. The transcript has 6 exons. Gene Ontology annotation, biological process: proton motive force-driven ATP synthesis. The coding region runs from base 39 to 563 and encodes 174 amino acids. Gene Ontology annotation, molecular function: proton transmembrane transporter activity. NCBI's taxonomy places the organism in Eukaryota, Fungi, Basidiomycota, Agaricomycetes, Agaricales, Marasmiaceae.
CUCCAUUCCGUGCAACUCUUAUUGGAUUUCUUUCAGACAUGGCUGCUGCACGAACAGCUGCUGCAGCGGUGGACUUCACCCGCAUUUACACAACCCUAGGCCUCGGAAAGGAAACCAUCGCCGCCGUCCAAGCUUUCCGCAAGCGUCAUAGCGAAGCCCAACGCAUCCACGGUCAAUAUGCUUCCCAACCCACCACCCUCGACUUUGCUCGUUACCGCGAAACCUUGAAGAACAAGGCCAUCGUUGACGAGGCUGAAAAACUCUUCAAGGAUUUCAAGCCCGUCACAUACGAUGUCAGUGCACACGUCAAAGCUAUCGAGUCGUUCGAGGCGAUUGCUUUGGAGAACGCCAAGGAGACGGAGAAGAAGGUGGAUGCUGAGAUUGAACAGCUCAAGGCAACCCUCGCCAACAUCGAAGAGGCGAGACCGUUUGACCAACUCAGUGCAAAUGACGUUGGCGAAGCUCACCCUCGCAUCAUUGAGACCGUCGAGACAAUGUUGAAAAAGGGCAAAUGGAGUGUACCUGGGUACAAGGAGAAGUUUGGAGACCUCAAUGUCAUGUAAUUCAUCCUUCAAUUCGCAUAGAAAUACAUCUGCCUCAGACUCAUGAAUCGGACGUCCCCACUAAUCUAUUCCCAUUUCCUCAUCUUCG